UGUAUGUUGACUUCAGUGCAAUUUAUUCAGAUCCGUAUGCAGAUGCAAUCGUUGGUUAGUUAGCGUAAAGAGCACAUGUGAGAAUGAGAAGUUUGAAAUUCUGUAUCGAAAAGCCGUACAGUGCAUAACGCCGAUGGAUUUCAAUGAUACUGCAAAGAAACAACAUCGGGAGGAUGUCUUGCAGUGCAUCAUUGGCCGACUACUGCUGAGACACGCCACCCACAUAGUCACAGGUACACCUUGGGCAGAGAUCGAGUUUGGUCGGACGGAGAAAGGCAAACCGUAUCUCGUUAAUCCACCAGACACAAAGUUUGGCUUGAAUAUUACACACCAGGGUGAUUAUGUAGGUCUCGCAAGCAGUUGUACUUCGAGAGUUGGCGUCGAUUUUAUGCGUCUUGAUAAAGAGCGUGCUGGAAAAACAGCUGACGAGUACAUUAAUUCGAUGGCCAAGUCGGCUUCACCGGAAGAAUUGCGCAUAAUGAGGAGUCAACCAACGGAAGCAAUGAAAAUGACGAUAUUUUAUCGCUAUUGGUGUUUGAAAGAGGCCAUACUUAAGGCGACCGGCGAUGGUAUCUUCGACGAUCUCAGUAGAAUCAAUUUCAAAGUGAACAUGAAUGACCGAUACAGACCAGGUUGUUUUCUGACCUCUACAACUGUCUUGGUGGACGGCAAGCUACAGGAUCAAUGGAUUUUCGAAGAGACAUUCGCUGAUGGAAACCAUGCUGCAGCCGUAUGUAGAGAGAAAGCAGUACCUCGAUGCUGCAUGUUCAAGAAGGAUCCGGAGGCUAAGAUAUUCUUUUCAAAGAUAUCGUUGGAAAGUUUGCUGGAACACGCUACUAUUCUGAAUCCUCUUCCCGACAAUGCAUCCUCUGCCUAUGAGGAAUUCAUCAAAAGACCAAGAAAAGCAUUCUAA
Molecule: messenger RNA, 913 nt
Organism: Angiostrongylus costaricensis
Lineage: Eukaryota; Metazoa; Nematoda; Chromadorea; Rhabditida; Metastrongylidae
Source: the annotation of a GenBank genome assembly